Molecule: messenger RNA, 258 nt
Organism: Henningerozyma blattae CBS 6284
Lineage: Eukaryota; Fungi; Ascomycota; Saccharomycetes; Saccharomycetales; Saccharomycetaceae
Gene: MRPL33
Product: mitochondrial 54S ribosomal protein uL30m
Exons: 1
Coding region: 1-258 (85 amino acids)
Biological process (GO): translation
Cellular component (GO): mitochondrion; large ribosomal subunit
Molecular function (GO): structural constituent of ribosome
Source: RefSeq, a predicted model, not a curated record
AUGUUUUACAAAAUCACACUUCAAAGGUCCUUAAUAGGUCUACCUCAAAAAUCAAGAUCUAUUGUAAAGUCGUUAGGCUUAGGAAAAAGAGGUUCUAUAGCGUAUCAGAAGAUUUCACCUUCUACUGCAGGUGCCAUAUUGAGAGUGAAAGAACUUGUAGAUGUUGAACUGACAGACAAAGCUUUAACAAAAGCAGAAGUUCAUGAUUCAAGAAGAAGUAAUCCUGGCUUUAUAAUCGAAAAAAGGGUAUCUACUUAG